UCGUUGAUCUGCGUCCGAAAUCACCGAGGGCUGAAGCUUUAUGUGGCAUAACAGGGUGUACAAUAGCGGCAAGGCAACCUACGUAUGGCAAUUCAGAGCCGAUAUUGCACAUAUGUCCCAUCGGACAAAAUUUGACCACAAAGGGUGAGAUUCUGGUACCCUAGUGCAAUCUAGGACAGGACGGCGCUCAUACUGAUACAAAUACAGGCUGGUAGAAGACGUUGCAGAUGAUAUACUAGUCAACCUCACUCUUUCUAUAAUUUAUCUCACUAGGAGAGACUGAGAAGGCUCGGAACAUUCCUUAUUCUACUCCCAAUAUUGAAAAAAAAUCUAUCCAAGUGGAUCAUGACUUCCUUCAAAGUCCUCAUCGUGGGGGGCGGCAUCGCCGGCCCAGCCGCCGCAUACUGGCUAUCGGGCAUCCCGGGCGCCGAAAUCACACUCAUCGAGCGAUCCUCGAAAAUGCGCGCAUCAGGCCAGCAAAUCGACCUCCGCGUCGCGGGGGUAGACAUGAUAAAGAAAAUGGGCAUCGAGCCAGCCGUGCGAGCCGCGAGCUGUCGGGAGCCCGGCACACAGAUCAUCGACGUCCAGGGGCGCGUGAAAGCUUUCUUUCCGGCCGCCAAGCACGGCGCUGCGAGGCAGAGCCUGACGUCCGAGUACGAGAUCAUGCGGGCCGACUUGGUGAAGAUAUUGUACAAGCUCACGGACGAUUGUCCGAACGUGAAGCACGUGUACAACACGAUGCUUGAGAGCUUCGUCCAGGACGACGAGAGCAAGGACGAUGGCAAAGUCCACGUGACCCUCUCAGGCGGGCGCAAGGAGGACUUCGACCUCGUGCUCGCUGCGGACGGAACAGGGUCGAAGACGCGAAAGAGCAUGCUAGGUCCCGACGCCCCUGAUCCGCGACGCAGGACAGGCGGCUACAUCGCUUACUUCAGCAUACCCUCACAACCCGACGACUCAGACAGACUGACGGUGUGCUGGUUGCCCGGACCGCGCAUGGCACGAGGCCUCAUGACGCGGAAGGACUGUCCCGAUUUGUUACGGAUCUACAUGAUGAUCGGGCAGCGAGACGAAGCCAUCGACGCCGCACUCCAAUCGGGAGAACUAUCAGCCCUGAAAAAGGCAAUAGCCGACGUCUACGAAGGCGGCGCAUGGCAAACGAAGCGUUUCAUGGAGGCGCUGCUCCACGCGCCCGAGGCAGAUGACCUAUACUGCACGCCGUUCGAGGAGGUCUCGCUCCCCGUCGGCUCGUGGUCGAAAGGGCGGGUCGUGCUCCUCGGGGACGCAGCGCACAGUGGCACGGCGAACGGAUACGGGACGUCGUGGGGUCUGAUCGGGCCGUAUCUCCUGGCCGGCGAGCUGGCGAGCUUAUACGAGGACGACAAGCCCUUGCCCACCGCGGCUAUUGUCCAAGCCGCGAAGCAAUACGAGAAGGUAUUCCGGCCCGCGGCCCUUGCCGGUCAUGGAGAGAGUAACUGGACCGAGUCGAUGUUCGCGCCCCGGACGGCACUUGGUAUUGCGAUUCUGAAUUGGAUCGCUGGGUGGGCUGCAUACUUUAGAGUUGAUAAGCGGUUUGGGAUUGACGGGGCAAUCGGCAAAUGGAAACUCCCAAACUACCCCGCGCUGGAUAAAUAUUACCAGUCAGGGUGAUUAUUAUUUGGGCUGCCUGUGCGUGUCAGCGGGCUAACUCUGUAUAUUUAUUUCUCUUCGAUGGUUAGCGAUAGGACCAGAUACCCCCCUCACAUUUAGUAUAGCACUAUACAAGUGUUACGAGCCCUUGGUGAUGCACAGGCUUUCACGUGUCAAAGUAGAUAGUCACGUUGAAUAUACGCCCUCCAUUUUUAUGCAAACUUCUUUGCUGGCAUGUAUAGCAGUACUAUUAGGUAUUUGAGUACCCGGUGCAUCGGUUUUUACUCACACUCUUAAACUGUUUUUUAAUCUUGGAAUCGCGGAAUGUUAAACAGCAACACUAGAUGAUGCAAUUAUAAUGCAACAAGUAUUCCAAAGCAGACGUUUUCUAUAUCAUCUACUUAAUGAG
Xylaria bambusicola is the source of this 2038-nucleotide messenger RNA. RefSeq lists its product as uncharacterized. The record is from RefSeq and is a predicted model, not a curated record. Bases 346 to 1650 code for a protein of 434 amino acids. The transcript has a single exon. NCBI's taxonomy places the organism in Eukaryota, Fungi, Ascomycota, Sordariomycetes, Xylariales, Xylariaceae. Gene Ontology annotation, molecular function: FAD binding.